AAUUUGAUGAUUAAUACACAUGUUCAGCAGCUUUUAUUGAUGAAACUUUACGCCUACACAGUAGGCUUCUUCAGUCAAAUACAGUCAGUCAGUGUAGCAGUGAAGAAUUGAUGUAAUCAGUCCAUAAACCUGGAGAAGAGUUCAACUUAAUGGUGAACAACCUCAGCCACUAUUACCAUGGUGAACAACCUCAGUCACCGUUACCAUGGUGAACAACCUCAGUCACCAUUACCAUGGUGAACAACCUCAGUCACCAUUACCAUGGUGAACAACCUCAGCCACCAUUACCAUGGUGAACAACCUCAGUCACCAUUACCAUGGUGAACAACCUCAGUCACCAUUACCAUGGUGAACAACCUCAGUCACCAUUACCAUGGUGAACAACCUCAGUCACCAUUACCAUGGUGAACAACCUCAGUCACCAUUACCAUGGUGAACAACCUCAGUCACCAUUACCAUGGUGAACAACCUCAGCCACUAUUACCAUGGUGAACAACCUCAGUCACCAUUACCAUGGUGAACAACCUCAGUCACCAUUACCAUGGUGAACAACCUCAUCUGCUGCCACCAUAGUAAACACAACCUCAGCCACCACUACUAUGGUGAACACAACAUCAGCCACCACUACCAUGGUAACAACCUCAGCCACCACUACCAUGGUAACAACCUCAGCCACCAUUACCAUGGUAACAACCUCAGCCACCACUACCAUGGUAACCUCAGCCACCACUACCAUGGUAACAACCUCAGCCACCACUACCAUGGUAACAACCUCAGCCACCACUACCAUGGUAACCUCAGCCACCACUACCAUGGUAACAACCUCAGCCACUGCUACCAUGGUGAACACAACCUCAGCCACCACUACCAUGGUGAACACAACCUCAGCCACCACUACCAUGGUAACAACCUCAGCCACCACUACCAUGGUAACAACCUCAGCCACUGCUACCAUGGUGAACACAACCUCAGCCACCACUACCAUGGUGAACACAACCUCAGCCACCACUACCAUGGUAACAACCUCAGCCACCACUACCAUGGUAACAACCUCAGUCACCACUACCAUGGUAACCUCAGCCACCACUACCAUGGUAACCUCAGCCACCACUACCAUGAUCUAAAUAUUUUGAGAUCUACAUCUGUUGGUAUGACGGUUGGCAGAAAAUUUACAGACAAGGAAGUGUCACAGGUGUCCGAAGAUUGUUUGGCUUGUCGGCUGGUUGGUGGCGGUGGUUGCCUUGGAGCUUCUCUCUAUGUGGCGUAUCAUGGAUCAAGGAAUACAAAUCUCAUUGGGAGAUCGCUCACCUUUUUACUUGGUGCAGCACUUGCUGGAGUGGGCAUAACAAGGUUAUUGAGACUUCCACCAUUUGAUAAGAGUAAGUGGAAACAUCAGUCAUAACAAGAUGAAUUGGAAAGAGCAAAUGAAACAGCUUAUUGUAUACAAGUGUUGAAAAUAU
Cherax quadricarinatus is the source of this 1460-nucleotide messenger RNA. Lineage: Eukaryota; Metazoa; Arthropoda; Malacostraca; Decapoda; Parastacidae. The record is from RefSeq and is a predicted model, not a curated record.